AUGGGUUUUUUUUGGGCAGGAUAUGAUGCUAAAGUGGAAUCAACUAAUUGUUCAAAUAAUAUCUCUAAAAAAUCUAAUGAAAAUUGCCCUAUAUUUAAGUUAGAAAGUAAAAAUGUAUGUCCCUCUAGAAAAGAUGAAGAAAUUAAUCCUCUUAAUAAAAUGCCUAAAGAGCUUCCUCAGACGAUGGGUUAUAAUCAGAAGAAUAUACUUUCUACACGGCGUACAAUGUCAUCAAUUCCUAGAAAUGAUAUUAAUGAAAAUUGGGAGUAUCCUUCACCACAACAAAUGUAUCAUGCAAUACUUCGAAAGGGAAAAAAAGAUGUUUCAGAGGAAGCUGUAGAGCCUAUGGUGGAAAUACAUAAUUUUUUGAAUGAAAGUGCAUGGAAUGAAAUAAAAAAAUGGGAAGAAAGACGUGGAUGUUAUAAUCCUAAGUUAUCACAUUUUAAGGGACGAGCAUCUGAUUAUACACCAAAGUCUUUAUUAUUUUAUUAUAUUGGAAAAAUUUAUCCUUCAAAAUUUGGAUCAUCUUUACCUUUUGAUAGGCAUGAUUGGUAUGUUUCUCGUAAUGGAAAAAUUGUUCGGUAUGUAAUUGAUUAUUAUGAUGCACCUCCAGAACCUUCGGGUGAAGUAGCAUUUUAUUUGGAUGUAAGACCAGCUAUCGAUACACCAGUUGCAGCAUAUGAUAGAAUUAGUGUAUGGACAUCUAAAAUAUGGGCUCGAUUAUUUGAAAAUUCUGGAAAUUUACAUUCAUGA
Molecule: messenger RNA, 753 nt
Organism: Pneumocystis murina B123
Lineage: Eukaryota; Fungi; Ascomycota; Pneumocystomycetes; Pneumocystales; Pneumocystaceae
Exons: 3
Coding region: 1-753 (250 amino acids)
Biological process (GO): cytochrome c-heme linkage
Cellular component (GO): mitochondrion
Molecular function (GO): holocytochrome-c synthase activity
Source: RefSeq, a predicted model, not a curated record